CGGGAAGGGGCGGCCGGGCCGUCAGCUGCGCGCCGCCGCUAUAACAACAAAGGAGCUCCGCGGGGCGCGCAGCGGGCGCGGCGGCGGCGCCGGGAGCAGCACGGCCACCUGGGUUUUGCAUAAACUGUUUACCAGUCAUGCCUCUGCGUGUCCCACGUCUGAGCUGAUAAAACACCUAUGCACUUUAAUCUCAAGUCUGUGCCACUCUGCUAGUACAGUGUGAGCUGUGCCUUGAACCUUGGAUAUAAAGACCUGCCAGCCAAAGUCUUCUUCCUGCCUUAGUAAUGUUCCAGAGGUUAAAUAACAUGCUCAUGGGAGAGAUUGAUAGCCUGUCCAGCCAAGAGCCAGAGUUCAGUGAGAAAGAAGAUGAUGAGUGGAUUCUGGUUGACUUUAUAGACGCUUGCACUAACUGCGCCGGGGAGGAAGCGAACGCGGCGGAAGCGGCGGCCGCGGACGGCUCGCCGGUCUUCUCCUGUCUGCCAUCUCCCUUGGAACACUUGCCAGAGGCCAGCGAGUCCUGCUUCAUCCAGUUCGAGUCGUGCCCUAUGGAGGAGAGCUGGUUUAUUACCCCUCCCCCAUGUUUUACUGCAGGUGGAUUAACCACUAUCAAAGUGGAAACCAGUCCGAUGGAGAACCUCCUGAUAGAGCAUCCCAGCAUGUCUGUGUACGCUGUCCAUGACACCUGCCACAGCCUUAAUGAAACUGGAUGUGGAGAUGAGGAGUUUCACAGCCCAGGUAGUCCCAGAGCGGAGGCCCCAAGUGACGCUGGGCAGCGCCUUCACUGCUACGUCGCCGCUCUGGCCGCCGGUUCAGCUGCUCUGGAGAAAAGCAAGAGCCUGCGUCCUGCCCACUGGAUCAGGGAGCACCACGAGAGGCACCACCCCGGCAGGAGCGGGCUGCGGCGCCACAACCUCGCCAGGGACUGCCACCCGCGGCCGCUCAAGCACAGCGGACUCUUUGUUCACCAGCCUUGCCAGCGGCCCUUCAAUUACUGAGGCCUCUCCUGGGUUUAAUCUAGGGGCUAAAUCAU
Molecule: messenger RNA, 1030 nt
Organism: Dryobates pubescens (Downy woodpecker)
Lineage: Eukaryota; Metazoa; Chordata; Aves; Piciformes; Picidae
Gene: TP53INP1
Product: tumor protein p53 inducible nuclear protein 1
Exons: 4
Coding region: 285-995 (236 amino acids)
Biological process (GO): autophagosome assembly; positive regulation of DNA-templated transcription
Cellular component (GO): autophagosome; nucleus
Source: RefSeq, a predicted model, not a curated record